CCUCUCCCAACAUAAUGAUCUACAGAGGUCACACUUCGCUUGUUGUGAAACAUGCUGCGUUUGAGUUCUCCUUAAAAAAAAAAUUGUUUUAAGAUCGAAAAUAUUACAUGAAAAUUAAAUGUUAUGGUUUCUAUAGGGAACGAUUAAACGAGAACACAAAGUCACCUCCAACAUGUCUUCAAAAAGUCACUAGUCAAAAGAAAUGUCUGCUGUUUUUAUAGCCAACGUUGACAAAUAACGACGUUUCUGGUGGAGCCUGAACGCAGCAAACAUUACCUAGCUCCACACACUUCCGGUGUUAUGUCACUUACUCAACUGUCAUGGCGGCCCCCGUCGCGCUCAUACAAGGAGCCAGCAGAGGACUGGGGCUCGAAUUCUGCAAACACAUCUUGAAAAAUAAAACCCCCGCUGCGGUCAUAGCGACAUGCCGAGACCCGGACGGCGCGGCCGAGCUGCGGGGCCUGGUCGGCCGACACCCGGGCAGGCUCACGGUCCUCGGGCUGGACGUGAGCCGGGAGGAGGACAUCCGCGGCGCGGCGGAGCGCGUGAGGGAGGGCUUCGGUCGGCUGGAUCUGAUCGUCAACUCGUCGGCGAUGCUUCACCCCUCCGGUAAAGGGGAGACCAGCCUGAGAGACGUGACUGCCCAGGGCAUAAUUGCCACCUUGACGACGAACACGGUGGGUCCGCUCGUCAUGGCCAAGUAUUUCGCCCCCCUCCUUCAGAAGGGCGGAGGUGGUUUUGGUGCGCAGCUCGCAGAAAAGGCCAGGCAGCACAGCGGCAUCAUCGUCAACAUCACCGCCAAAGUGGGAUCCAUUGGAGACAACGGUCUCGGGGGCUGGUACAGCUACAGGAUGUCUAAAGCAGCUCUCAACAUGGCCACCAGGAAUCUGUCUAUAGAGCUGGGCCGCAGUCGACCCAGGGUGGUGUGUGUGUCCUUACAUCCGGGAACAGUGAACACUGACCUUUCCCGGCCGUAUCACAGGAACGUGCCACAAGACAAGCUGUUCAGCGCCGAACACUCUGUGAGCCGUCUGAUGGGCAUCGUCGACACGCUGAAUAUGGAAAAGACCGGCAAGGCGUACAACUGGGACGGCACCGAACUUCCUUGGUAGAAAUCAAUAAGUGGGAUAGUGGAGUGAAUUUAUCCACUGCUAGUCUUGAUGUUAACUCUAUCAGCGCCUUGUGGGCUGUGCAAUACGAUGGAGAUUAUGCAGUACAGAGGUUCCUGGUGGGGUCACAGUCUAAAAGACAAACCUCUUCAACUACCUCACAACCAACCACUCUGCUUCUAUCACCUGAAACUCUUACAUCGUGAACAACGCCAUCACACAAAGGCCUUAUUCUGCUGUAAGACUUCAUACAAAUGUGCCUAAACUAAUAAUCUAAUCGGGCUCAUUUUGGAUGUAGAAAUAAUGUGUUGAAUCUUGAAUCUUUUUUUCUUUUUUUCUUUAUCAUUUAUUUUCACCAAGUGGUUUGUGUUAAAUUAGUUAUCAGGGAGAUUUGCUUCUUUCACUUUCAUGUCAAGAAUUUGAUGAUAAGAUUGAGGACACACUGAUGAUAGUGUUUGUCCUUUGAGUAUGAAACAAGAACCUGGAGGUGAGCUUAGCCAGCUUAUUUUAGCUUUGCUUAACUUAGCUUAAAGACUGAAAACCGCAAUCGUGGCUCCGUCCAAAUGUUAAAAAAAACAACAACACCUGCCUCCCAGCAACCCCAGAGCUCACGAAUGAUCAUGUUGUAUCUCAUUGUGUUCAUCUGUACAAAAUCCCAACCGUAAAAAAAAUACAGGUCUUGGUUUUGCAUUUAUUGCAUUCAUUUUCAACAAUUAAGCAAAUAAAAGCAUACUUUUUAAAGUGUGAAAUCAA
Messenger RNA from Scophthalmus maximus (turbot), 1862 nucleotides. RefSeq lists its product as uncharacterized. The coding region runs from base 321 to 1112 and encodes 263 amino acids. The transcript has 4 exons. NCBI's taxonomy places the organism in Eukaryota, Metazoa, Chordata, Actinopteri, Pleuronectiformes, Scophthalmidae. The record is from RefSeq and is a predicted model, not a curated record.